AAAGCACCUGAAAACAACAAGAUGACCAAGUUGACUCUGUACGGUUUGGAGGCGAGUCCGCCAGUUCGCGCCGCUAAAUUGGCUCUGGCCGCCCUGGAUGUGCCCUACGAAUUCGUGGAGGUAAACACCCUGGCCAAGGAGAAUCUCUCUGAGGAGUUCCUGAAGAAGAAUCCCCAGCACACGGUGCCCACUUUGGAGGACGAUGGCCACUUUAUCUGGGACUCGCAUGCCAUCAUUGCCUAUCUGGUGUCCAAAUACGGCAAGACCGACAGUCUCUACCCGAAAGAUCUCCUCCAGCGGGCUGUGGUGGAUCAGCGAUUGCACUUCGAGUCCGGAGUGAUCUUUGCCAACGGUCUGAGAAGCAUCACCAAGCCACUUUUCGCCGCUGGCCAAACGAAGAUUCCCAAGGAGCGUUACGAUGCGAUCAUUGAGAUCUACGACUUCCUGGAGACCUUCCUCGCCGGUAAUGAUUACAUUGCCGGUGGUCAGCUGACAAUUGCCGACUUCAGCAUCAUCUCGACUGUGACCUCGCUGGAGGCUUUUGUGGAGGUGGACACGGCGAAAUACCCGAAGGUCACUGCCUGGAUCAAGCGACUGCAACAGCUUCCCUACUACGAGGAGGCCAACGGCAAUGGAGCCCGUACAUUCGAGUCCUUUAUUAAGAAGACUAAUUUUAGCUUCGAAUCUUAGUAUAUUACCUAAUAAUUACAA
This is a messenger RNA of Drosophila takahashii, 711 nucleotides long. RefSeq names its product glutathione S-transferase 1-like. The record is from RefSeq and is a predicted model, not a curated record. Gene Ontology annotation, biological process: glutathione metabolic process. Gene Ontology annotation, molecular function: glutathione transferase activity. Lineage: Eukaryota; Metazoa; Arthropoda; Insecta; Diptera; Drosophilidae.